This is a messenger RNA of Uncinocarpus reesii 1704, 474 nucleotides long. RefSeq lists its product as uncharacterized. The record is from RefSeq and is a predicted model, not a curated record. The transcript has 4 exons. Lineage: Eukaryota; Fungi; Ascomycota; Eurotiomycetes; Onygenales; Onygenaceae. Gene Ontology annotation, cellular component: cytoplasm; actin cytoskeleton; actin cortical patch. Gene Ontology annotation, molecular function: actin filament binding. Gene Ontology annotation, biological process: cell motility; actin filament severing; actin filament depolymerization. Bases 1 to 474 code for a protein of 157 amino acids.
AUGUCGGUACGUGCAUUAUCCUCUUUAUCUACGAAAGUCUCCAUACACCCGGAUUGCAUAACUGCCUACAACGAACUCCGACUCGGUCGCGGAAAGACAAAGUUCAUCAUCUUCAAGAUCGCUGACAAUCGACGAGAAAUUGUCGUGGACGAAGCCUCUGGCGAGCCUGAUUAUGAGGUGUUUCGCGAAAAACUCGAGAAUGCUAAAGAUUCAAAGGGCGCUCCAGCUCCAAGAUACGCAGUCUACGAUGUUGAAUUCGAACUUGAAGGCGGAGAGGGCAAGCGCAACAAAAUUGUCUUCAUUUCAUGGGUGCCUAACGAAACGCCUACCUUCUGGUCGAUGCUAUACGCAACCAGCCGACAGACUUUGAAGAACGCCAUCAACCCACAUACAAGUAUCCACGCCGAUGACAAAGCCGAACUUGAAUGGAAGUAUGUGCUCGCCGAAGCCAGCGGACACAAAGCUACCAAAUAA